AUGUUUGAACGUGGUAAUUUUGGAAACGGUAUACUACUAGCUGAUAAUGGAUAUGCGCUGACAAAAUAUUGCAUCACACCAAUAUUGACUGUUCAAACACCGGCAGAAAAUUUGUUUAACGAGUCACAAAUACGAACAAGAAAUCCUAUAGAAAGGACAUUUGGUGUAUGGAAACGUCGUUUUCCAAUUUUAGCUGUUUGUAUUAGAUUACAAGUGUGGAAAACACAAGCACUCAUUGUAGCAACAGCUAUUUUACAUAAAAUAGCUGUAAUUGAAAAAGAUAUUGUACUACUAAAUUUGUCAGCUGAUUUAGAGGCGGCUGUUAAUUAUGUAAAUAAUGUAGCUGAUGACGGAGUAGUAAAUAGACCACAAAAUAAUAAUAUAAGAAACCCUUACAUUCAGUACUUUCAAAAUUUAAUUUAA
This is a messenger RNA of Macrosiphum euphorbiae (potato aphid), 423 nucleotides long. NCBI's taxonomy places the organism in Eukaryota, Metazoa, Arthropoda, Insecta, Hemiptera, Aphididae. The record is from the annotation of a GenBank genome assembly.